Messenger RNA from Exophiala spinifera, 2208 nucleotides. RefSeq lists its product as uncharacterized. The record is from RefSeq and is a predicted model, not a curated record. Bases 1 to 2208 code for a protein of 735 amino acids. NCBI's taxonomy places the organism in Eukaryota, Fungi, Ascomycota, Eurotiomycetes, Chaetothyriales, Herpotrichiellaceae. The transcript is spliced from 5 exons.
AUGACAUCCACCAAACCCUCUGAGCGACUGCUCAAAUACCCCCCAAUGACAAGACAGGACUUGAAUCAGUCGCAGUUGGGCAGCUUCAAGUUCACUCCUGUCGACAGCCUCCGUCCGAUUCCCGACAAACCUGUGCCCUCAAAGUUCCUCCAGGAUCAGCUGGCCGAGAGCAUCGCUCGUGCCUUAGCUCAUGAUGCAGCACGUCACCGAAAAGCCGUGUCAGUGGGAGGCAAGACCUCAUUGCCACACAAGGCGGCCCCGGCACCUGAUGCAAACUUCUUUAACCAGAACUUCAAACCGGAUCUGUCCGACUCACGUCUGAAGCUGGGAUCUGCUGCUCUUCGCUCUGCAGUUGCUGGUGCAACCAGUCCUACGAAGACAGAUCGGCCAUCUGUAGAUCGACUUUCCUCACACAAUUCAACCCUGGCUCAAAAUGCACAAACCUCAGUGUACCACAACUCUCGUACAAUCAUGGAUCCAUUGGCUUCCACAUUCACUCCGUUGUCGUCAUCAUUGGGCAACUCAGGUCUUCCUGUCUCCGAUGGUAUAAUGUCGAGCUCCUACCAUCCCGACCCUGCAGCUCUCAGCCAGUCGCUGUGUCUAGCUCUUGCUAAUGAACAGCAAGCACAUAAUGCGACCAAAUUGGCACUCGAAGAGGAGACCCAACGUUGUUUGCACCUAGAACAGCAGAUCGAGAAGUACAUACAGAAGAUCGCCACGCUGACGACCACUGUUAAAAGCCUUGGAGCCAUCAUCAAACACAACGUCAAUCAAGAAAACCAAGCACAUCUCAAGGAUGACAAUAGGGAGAGCACAAUGAAGCGUAACCAAGAGGAGGCGAUCCCAAAAGAACUCAGUCAGGAUCAUUCAAGCCCAAAUGUGGAGGAAAUGGAGCCUCCAAAUCCAGGUUGUGAAGAGCAGAAUGAUUUCACAGAAGCAAUUGCUGUCGCGGAGACAGUCGUCGACGAAGCGCAACUCUUCAAUUUGGAGUUACUCAAGAGCCCCAGAUUCGACCCUUCUCCUGACGCUGCCUUGCGUAACACCUUGAGAAAGCACUUUGUCGUUACCGACUCAUCAGCGGAAGCCACCACAAAGACGCCUGCAAACAAACAUGUGGAUGUUAGAAAGCUCAUCGAUCUGUCUCCUGAGUCUCCCGAGGACCACAAGGAGAUUGUGGCUCGUGACAACCACCAGACUCAAGGUGAACCCAACGGCGCGAAAGGCUGGAAUACCCUCUUGACCGCGGACACCCCAGUCCUUGAGUUGCCCGCCUCGAUCAUCGCAAAGUACUCCGGAAAGCCAGCUACUGAAGAGACAAAUGUGUCUGAUCAAAAAGACACUUCUCCAAACAGUUGGGAAGUCGGCGCACCGAAGACGACAGUCGUCGACAGCUGUAGCAUGAAGAUCGGGGAGGAGCUUGAGCUCCGUGAGGUCGCCAGCGGCCAAACGGCGGAUACCACUGUCAGACGUAUUACUGUAAAGAUUCCUGAAAGUUUUGAUGGCGAACCCAAAUGGCUGGUCAACAAGAACAACCCUUUAUUCGACACAGACCACGAGAUGUGGCAGGUUUGUGCUCAAGCGUUUCCUGCUUGGGUCGAGAACAGUCCCUUUCCUGCUUUUCCGGUUCGUUAUCUCCCUGAACAAGCAGCUGGUUCUGCCAACGCAUAUCGCACUGUCAUGGUCGACGCCAUACCGGUCGGCUCUACUCUGAAAGACGUUCUCACCAUUGUUCGCAGCGGAAUCCUCGAGUCCAUCUUACUCGUUCCGCCUAUUGGACGAGUCAACCCAUACAUGACUUCCCAAGUUAUUUUUGUUCAUGAGUCAGCAGCUGAUGGCAUGUACAAGAGACAAAAGACGGCACCAUUCAUCAUCAACGGCUCCGCGGUCCGUGUUUGGAAGCCUAUGGAUCCAACAUAUCCUAGCAAUCGUCAGCUUACCGAAGCCAUUUUUGGUGCUGAGGAAGCAACACGUAUCGUGUUGAUUGGCAACAUAGAAGAGGCUGAGUUUGCCAUGGUCCAGCCCAAGCUGCUACGACUCAAUCUUGAUCGAUACGUGAUUGAGUACAGCGUGACUGUGGAUGGUUUCGGCUCCAUCGAGUUUCCAAGUAUCAAGACUGCGAUCAAGGCGACAGCGGAAUUGAAGAAGGACCGCGAUUUCGCAACGGCUGUCUUCAGUUACGAUGACGAUUACACUCGAGAAGGUUAUUAA